Lottia gigantea (owl limpet) is the source of this 3036-nucleotide messenger RNA. RefSeq lists its product as hypothetical. NCBI's taxonomy places the organism in Eukaryota, Metazoa, Mollusca, Gastropoda, Lottiidae. The record is from RefSeq and is a predicted model, not a curated record. The transcript has 27 exons. Gene Ontology annotation, molecular function: phosphatidylinositol-3,4-bisphosphate binding; clathrin-cargo adaptor activity; actin filament binding. Gene Ontology annotation, cellular component: actin cortical patch; clathrin-coated vesicle. Bases 1 to 3036 code for a protein of 1011 amino acids. Gene Ontology annotation, biological process: endocytosis; actin filament organization; clathrin coat assembly.
AUGUCAUCAUUACACUUGCCAAGAGUUGUAAGUCAAAGAGGAAAGAGCUCUCUGGAGGUACAACGUGAAAGUUUUGAGCGCAGACAGACAAAUGCAAUCCAUAAAGCUAUAAACAACAGUGAAAAUCCAGUAAAAGAAAAACAUGUUAGAAAUACAAUAUUGGGCAGUUUCCAAGAUCAAGGGGCAAGUACGUUCUGGACUAUCACUGGCAAAUUACCAUUACAAGGUAGUCCAAUUGUUUGUUGGAAAUUUUGUCAUGUUCUUCAUAAGUUGAUGAGAGAUGGACAUCAAAAUGUGGUGAGUGAUUCUAUGAAGUACAGAACACAUUUAAAAGAUUUAGGAAAACUUUGGGGUCAUCUAAAAGAAGGUUAUGGAAAAUUAAUAGCUGCUUAUUGUAGACUUCUGAUUCAGAGGUUAAAUUUUCAUAGAAAGUAUCCCCGUAUACCUGGUAACUUACUGAUGAAUGAUGAACAGUUUAAUAAAAUCUGUGGUUCAGAUGUUAAUAAUUAUUUUGAAUUUUCGAUAGAUAUGUUAGAUCUACUAGAUGAAAUCCUACAUUUACAACAAAAUGUGUUUGGGUCAUUAGAUAUGUCUCGUGCUAACUCAAUGACCACUGCUGGACAGUGUAGAUUAGCACCAUUAAUACUAGCUAUAUUAGAUUCUUGUCAGUUAUAUGAUUAUCUUGUCAAAUCAUUAUUUAGACUUCAUUCUAGUUUAACACCAGAUACAUUAAGUGGACAUAGAGAAAGAUUUCUAAAGGGCUAUAACAAAUUAAAGCAGUUUUACCACAGUUCUAGUAAUUUACAGUAUUUUAAAUCUUUAGUACAAGUACCACAUCUACCAGAUGAACCACCUAAUUUCCUACAAGCAUCUGAUUUUAUUAAACAUGUUAAACCGGUAGCUGUGGUACCUAAUGAACCUGAUCCUGAACCUGAACCAGAUCUUGACACACCUGAUGAAUCUUUAUUGGACCUUGCUGAUCCUCCAUUUGACCAGACAUUUGGUGAGAAUAAUAUGGGUAGUUUUAAUUUUAAUGGUAGACCACCAGAGGUUGAUGAAAGAGAUCUGAUUAUUGAGAGGUUACAGAGAGAAAUAGAAAUAUUAAAAGAAGAAUUACAGAGAGUCAAAACAGAGGAUCAAAGAAUAAUCUCAUCAUUAAAAGAUGAAAUAAGUAAAUUAGAGAAGAUCUUAUCUGAAUUAAGGAUUUCAGCUGAUAAAGCAUUGAAGGAAAAUGACAGUUUGAAGAAAGAAACAGAAGAACUAAGAAUAGCAGCUGUAGCAGCAGAAAAAUUAGGUGAUGCUGAAAAACAAAGUAAAGCCAGUCAAGAAAAGUUUCAGAAAAUGAAGGAUAUUUAUAGUAAAUUAAGAGAAGAACAUGUUCAAUUAUUAAGAAAAGUGAAUGAUAUUACACAGCAAUUAUCAUCAGUAGAAGUGGCUAAAAUGCAAGAUUUAGAGAACACAAGAGGCAAUCUAGAUUCUGAAUUACAUCAAAGUCGAGAAAAUGCAUCAAGUCUUACAGCUCAGUUGUUGGAGAUGCAACAAUCCUCUGAAAAAAGGGAACAAGAGCUGAAUUCAAAGUUAUCCGAGUUAAAUGAACAAUUGCAAAAAACUUUAGAAGAUAAAAACUCAUCAGAGUCGUCUUUAGGAAGUCAGUUAUCUGAUUUACAAUCAAAAUUUGACUCUACAUUAGCAGAAAGAUUGUCUGCUGAAGAGAAAUUAGCCCAGGACAUCCAGUCUCUUCAACAGUUACUAGAGCAGACACAGAAAGAAGGACUGGAAACGCAAGCACUUCUCAACCAGAAUAUUGAUGAACUACACAGAAAAUUAUUAGGAAGUUGUAUAUUAGAAGGUAAAGCUAUAAUUAAAGAUGCUAUAGAUCAACAUGAUAACCCUUCCCAUACAUCAGUCACUUGUACAGCUGAAUAUUUAUUGACAAGAAUAGAGCCUGCCUUAUCCAGUAUCAACAAAUUACAAUCUAGUUCUAAUGUAUAUAAUACAGAUAAAAAAGAUUUAGAAGAACUAGUGAGUAAUAUCAAUGAAUUUAGUCAUUAUAUAGGAGAUUGUAUUAUACAUGGUUAUGCUACAUCACAUUCAGCUCAGAUAGAGCCAGGAGAAGAAUUAUCAUCAUUAUGUAAAGAAGUAGGAAACUCUGGUAUAACUUUAUUAGAUAAAGUAGAACAGAAAGGUGAUGUAGAUAAACAAGUUGAAAUAACAAUACAACAGUUAAAUAAACUAGUCAAACUAACAGAAGACUUAUUACCUAAAAUGGAAGAUGUUAAUUCUGAAGAAAUUGGUGAUUUAGUUGAAAGAGAAAUGGCUGAUACUUCAGCUGCUAUAGAACAAGCUGCGGCUAAGAUUGCUGAUAUGUUAAGUAAAACAAGAGAAGAAUCUACAGGUAUUAAUCUAGAAGUUAAUGAAAGAAUAUUAGAUGCUUGUACUGAAUUAAUGAAGGCUAUUAAAGAAUUAAUGGAACAAUCUCGAGAUUUACAGAGAGAAAUUAUAGCUUCAGGAAGGGGUACAUCAUCUGCUAAAGAAUUUUAUAAGAAAAAUCAUCGCUGGACAGAAGGUCUACUAUCUGCUGCUAAAACUGUAGGAUUUGGUGCUACAUCUCUUUUGGACUCUGCUGAUAAAGUGGUAAAUGGACAAGGAAAGUUUGAAGAAUUAAUUGUAUUUGCCCAGGAUAUAGCUGCUAGUACAGCUCAGUUAGUGGUAGCAUCGAAAGUGAAAGCUGAUAGAAGUAGUAAAACAUUAGGAUUAUUAUCCCAUGCUUCUAAACGUGUUAAUAAUGCUACUGGUAAUGUAGUAGCGUCUGCUAAAACUGGUUCACAAACUAUUGAAGAUCAAGGCUUAAUGGACUUCAGUAAAAUGACACUAUAUCAAACUAAGAAAAUGGAGAUGGAAGCCCAAGUGAAAGUAUUAGAGUUAGAAAAUGAAUUAAAGAAAGAGAGAAUGAGAUUGGGUGAAUUAAGGAAACAACAUUAUCAAUUAGCUGGAGAAAGUGAAGGUUGGGAAGUCAAUCAGGUAAUUAUUUGUUAA